CUCAUACCCACACGUCGCUCGCAGCGCUAAGUUCUCCCGCACGCGUGCUAUCGUAAAUAUUACUAAAUAAACGUUAUCAAUCUUAUCAGUGCCGAAGAUGGUGCUUUCCGAUUUCUUGACGGAGACCAGAAGGCGAUGGCUUAAGGCCUUCAAACUGUUCAAGAGGAACAAGAGCCGUAAAAACACGCGCAACCGAAUAUCCCCCGAGCUGUCGCGGUCUCCGUCCUACAGCGGCACGGUGGACGCGCGCUCCGACAUCGACAUCCAGCGCUUCUGCGCGUGCCGGGCCUCUAUGCCACCCCUGCAUAUCUCCAGCAACGAGUCCUACGAGAACAACUCCUACUACAGCAGCUACAACAGCUACAAUAGCUCCAGGAUCGACAGCCUUGAGAGCUACGGCACCAACGAGUCCAACAGCGGCAGUGCUCGCUCAGACUCCGCCUACGACUCCGCCCGCUCCAGCCCCGAACACGCCAGGGUCUGCUACGCCACCGUCACGUACUUCAAUGUAAACGACAGUGAGGACAGCAGCAGCAUCCGGACGGAGUACACGCUCCUCGAUGACGCAGAGGCUGACCGAAUGAAUGACCUGGACGAGAUGGAACACGUGGACGAAGACGAACGAACGCAGAACAUGAUCAACGAGAGCAUUGAGCUGGUGAGCACGUUAUGAGCUGACUGCCUCGGACUGUACUACUGCUCGUAAGCUUGUUUUAGUUAGGAUAGUGAUUGAAGUUAUCCGAAUUUGGAAUCGUGUGUGAUAUUCGGUGCGUGAUCGAUAACAUGUGAUGAAAUUAUGCAGUUUUGAUGGACAUGUGCGAGUAAUUAAUAUUGUCGUUAAUAAACUCUUCUUCCACAAGUUAGUGUACUGUAUAUUUAUACUCUAAUUUUACUUUGCAAAGUAAGUUGAUUACACUUUUGUUUUUAUAGAGAUUCACAAAAAUCUGAUAAGCUCAUCACAUUCUGGUAAAUAGCAAUUCUCCGCUUGAAAGAAAAUCUCUUCUGCUUCGUAUCAUUUCAAAUGUUGAACAGAUUAUGGUAAUUGACCAAUCAGCUUUUACUUAAAGCCCUAUUAUUGACCAAUCAGAGGGACGCUUCAGCGAAUUUGGUCCGCGACGAUUUUAUUGAAACAUUUUCUCCGGACGAUAUUGCUCCCUCAAGCGCUUCAGCGCUUACAACGUUACAUAUUGGAAAACGGAAUUGACAUCUUUAUGUAAUUUUAUACCUAUUUUUAUGUACGCUUUCUGAAAUAUGAUUUUAUUUGUAACAGCGACAUGUGUUAGCUUUAUUUAGUUAAAGAGAUUCUUUGAAGUAGGAAGAAAACAAUUUAGUUUAUGUUCACUUUCUACAUUAUGUUUUGCAUUUAUGGCUUAAGUAUCUUCGCUGUACAAUUUAUUAUAAAGUUAGUUAAUACCUAGCUUAUGAUCCAGACUUGAUGUCGUUUGUCCUGGAAUUAACUCAAACAAGACAUGAGAAAACUUUAGAUUGAAGUGGCUGGAGUUUAAGCUAGUUGCAAACUGAGAUGUAGUCUUGUCUUCAUUUCAAUUAAUAUUCGGAGUUUUGCGAUGGAUACAGAGAAUGAAAUAAUUAAUAAGUUUUGAACGUGGUCAGGAGAAACCACGUGUACUUACUUCUAAAGCAGUUUAAACAGUUUUGAAAAUGUUCUAUUCUAUAUUAAUUUAGCUUUUGUUUAUGUAUUGAACAAUCAUGAAAUACUCACUUUAUCUAACCAUUCUGGUUUUCUAAUCUAGCAUAUAUUUGAUAUUCAUAUUCCCUAAAGGAGGAAGUUCUUUGAUGAUGCUUUAUUUUUUAUUGGAACAUGUCAGUCAUAUGUCUUGCUAAAGUUUUUUCAAAUUCAUAAUACAAGUGUUUAUCUAUCGCUCACGAUUUGUCUCCAAAGUGUUUACCAAAGUUAAUGUGAUACUAUAAGAUUAUAAUAUACGUUAAGAUAUUAAAAUUAUUUAGUUAAUUAUGUCUGUUGAUCUCAAUGGUGUAAAUUAUAAUUAAGACGCGUCACUUGGCUAUGCAGAAUGCAGAAUAUCUACAUGUAUGACGUCAGAGGCAACUAUUUUUUGCUAAUCUUGUGACGCAAAUAACGUAUGUACCAGAAACAUUUUCAUAAAUUAGAAUAAAUAAAAUUUAAAGUUUUUAAUUAA
Molecule: messenger RNA, 2156 nt
Organism: Helicoverpa zea (corn earworm)
Lineage: Eukaryota; Metazoa; Arthropoda; Insecta; Lepidoptera; Noctuidae
Exons: 2
Coding region: 98-673 (191 amino acids)
Source: RefSeq, a predicted model, not a curated record